Messenger RNA from Drosophila willistoni, 537 nucleotides. RefSeq lists its product as uncharacterized. The transcript has 4 exons. The coding region runs from base 1 to 537 and encodes 178 amino acids. The record is from RefSeq and is a predicted model, not a curated record. Lineage: Eukaryota; Metazoa; Arthropoda; Insecta; Diptera; Drosophilidae.
AUGGGCAAGAAGUUGCGGUUGCUCGGUUUGAUUGUAAUAGCAAGUUUAAUAAUGCAAAUUUCAGGCCAUGUGGAAUUCACAAAUGUUAAAUGCGAAUCUCUGGAUAAAACCUUUUCCGACUUUGAGUACUGCUACAUAAAAGCCAUAAACCGGAGUUACAAAUAUGUAUCCAUAAAAGUGAAUUUAUUUAAAACUCCAGUAACUAAAGUAAAGGUCAAUUUUCUUGUGAUGAAGCGAUUUAAUGGUUAUCGUCCAUUUCUCUAUAACAUCACAGUGGAUGCCUGCAAAUUCAUAGAAAAUCCGAACAGAAACCCAAUAGCUCAUUACCUAUCCGACCUUUUUCUGCCAUAUACGAAUUUGGUACACAAGUGUCCCUAUAAUCAUAGCCUUAUCAUGGAUAAACUUCCAAUUGAUCAUAUAAAUAACCAGUUCACUAAUGUUCUGCCAUUUCCUACUGGUGAUUAUGCUCUUUGCACAAGUUGGAUGGCUUAUGAUAUAAACCGUGCUAAUAUUAAAGUAUUUUUGACACUUUCCUAG